Messenger RNA from Mobula hypostoma (lesser devil ray), 941 nucleotides. RefSeq names its product von Willebrand factor C domain-containing protein 2-like. The record is from RefSeq and is a predicted model, not a curated record. The transcript is spliced from 3 exons. The coding region runs from base 1 to 681 and encodes 226 amino acids. Lineage: Eukaryota; Metazoa; Chordata; Chondrichthyes; Myliobatiformes; Myliobatidae. Gene Ontology annotation, molecular function: protein binding. Gene Ontology annotation, biological process: negative regulation of BMP signaling pathway. Gene Ontology annotation, cellular component: AMPA glutamate receptor complex.
AUGGCUGUCUCGAGGAGAGCGUCCUGGCUGGUGCCUCUGUUCCUCGCUCUCCUUCACCGGGAGCCCGACGCGGCGGCCAGGGUCAAUGACAUCCUCCCUCCGGGGGAACCGGACUACACCCUGCCCGACUACCGCGGGAAAGGCUGCAUCGAUGACAAGGGCUUUGUGUUUGACGUGGGCGAGAGGUUCUACCCCACCGCCAGGUCCUGCCCCUGCGUCUGCACCGCGGUGGGGCCCGUCUGCAGCAAGCCCCACUGCCCCAGGCUCCCCGCCCGCUGCGUCCGGGUCAGUUACCGCUCCUGCUGCCCACGCUGCCUGCAGGUCCGUAACUCGUGCCAGUACGGAGGCCAGACCUACAAGCUCUACCAGGAGUUCCGGCCGUCAGCCUGUGAGAAGUGUCGCUGUGAACCAGACCGCCAGGUUUACUGCCUGACGGCAGAGUGUGCUCCCGUCUACUGCGUCAACCCGUCCUACGAACCCAACCGAUGCUGUCCCGUCUGCAGGCAGGGUCCCAACUGCUUUGCGGGGACCACCAUCAUCCCCGCCGGCGUCAAGGUGGAAAUGGACGGCGUCUCUGUCUGUUUCUGUCCCUACAAGGACGGGUCCUGGGAGCCCCAGCAGCAAGCCAUCUGCGGCCCCCGCGGCUGGAGGCAGUCUCAUCACUACACGGUGGGGCCCUGAGGACCGGAGCCCGGGCAUGUGCCCAGCGCCGGAGUCGUGGGGCACCACAGGCACGGAAACAGGCCCUUCGGCCCAUCGAGUCCCGUGCCGAACCAUUCACCUGCUUCCUUCCAUCGACCCGCACCCGGACCCGAGCCCUCUGUGAGAAGCAGAAUCAGGCCACUCGGCCCAUCGUACCUGCUGCACCAUUUCACCCCAUUCCAAAAAGCGUACUUCUCCAAAGUUCUCUUAGACGUUGAAACUCGACCCUGCGCCCCCCA